This is a messenger RNA of Pocillopora verrucosa, 1150 nucleotides long. RefSeq names its product transcription factor sox-3. NCBI's taxonomy places the organism in Eukaryota, Metazoa, Cnidaria, Anthozoa, Scleractinia, Pocilloporidae. The record is from RefSeq and is a predicted model, not a curated record. Gene Ontology annotation, biological process: cell differentiation; anatomical structure morphogenesis; regulation of DNA-templated transcription. Gene Ontology annotation, molecular function: RNA polymerase II cis-regulatory region sequence-specific DNA binding; DNA-binding transcription factor activity, RNA polymerase II-specific.
UCAUGUGCACUUGUGAACGCGCGAUAUUGAAACAAGUCGAAAGUCCGGUGAUAAAUCCACAACACCUUCUUAUCUUCUCAUCUGCUCAGCACCGUUGAUUGAAGUAUCAAAACGAAGCGUUUCUGACGGAAAGUACCAUUUACACGCAAAGAGUCCAGAGUACGCGCCCAAAACCUGCAGAUAGACCAAGCUUGAGAUAAAGAGACAUGGCAGAUACAGAUGAGCACAUAAAACGUCCCAUGAACGCCUUCAUGGUUUGGUCAAGGACUGAACGCCGCAAACUUGCUCUCAAGUAUCCAAACAUGCUGAACUGUGAAAUCAGCAAACUACUUGGAGCCGAGUGGAGUCGCUUAAGCGACGAAGAGAAGAAGCCCUUCGUGAUGGAGGCCAAGCGGUUGCGCUCAAUUCAUAGCCAGAAGUAUCCAGACUACUCUUACAAACCGCGUCGAAGGAAGAACAAAAAUGCUCGCAGCAAAGACACCUACGCCACGUUUGGUUACAGCUCCAACUUCGAUGUCCUCUCGCCCGGCUACAGCUACCCAAUGCAUCAUUACCUCAGCCCUCACGUUCCUCCUUACAGUGAAGCCUUCGUGAUGCCGUUGGUUAACGCACCCACAGCAACCGUUACUAAACGCCCAUACAUUCCAAGUGGAUACUCUCUACCAAGCCAGGAUCCUCAUAUUCCACCUAGCGAGUAUCCGCAUCACAGUCACGUUCCAGUGGCACUUGUUUCUCCAACUUCAAGUUAUCAAGCUCACACCAUGUCUGAGCGUGCUCAAGAAAAGGCACCCUUAUUUUCCCCGUUCCAAAGCUCGUAUUUUAAGUCUUACUAUGGACACGGACAAUGUCCCAUGGCUUCGCAAAGCCAACUAGGAACUAACAUUCCUCGCUGAAGGAAAUCAGCCAAGUUAGUGAAAACACGCUGCAAACUUCUGUAUUUUAAACACCAUAAAAACUUGUUUCCGGUCAUUCGUUUUUGUAAACAUAUGACCCUUGAGUUCGAAGAUGAUAUUGAAAUAUUCUAAACUUUGUCUAUAAAAUUAUUUCUCAGCACGUCAAACCAUAAUAUUCAACUAGUGUAAAGUACGUAGUUUUAUUUCAUUUAUACACGAGUUGCAUGCAAUUCUUCCAGAAAAGAAGAGAUUAAUGA